Molecule: messenger RNA, 531 nt
Organism: Parascedosporium putredinis
Lineage: Eukaryota; Fungi; Ascomycota; Sordariomycetes; Microascales; Microascaceae
Source: the annotation of a GenBank genome assembly
AUGUCUUACACCCUCGCCGACGCCACCCUCCCCCAACUCAAGGCCGCCCUCAACGCCCUCACCGGCAUCCUCGCCAAGGUCAAGACCCACGCCGAGGAGAACUCCAUCUCCUCGACGACGUCGUCGGCUGGAAGCUCGCCGAGGACAUGCUCCCCUGUCCUUCCAAGUCUACAUCGUCUGCGACGCCGCCGCCAAGUUCGUCGCCCGCUCCUCCGGCGCCGAACCCCCGUCUACUCCCGCGACGACACCAACUCCUUCCCCGCCUUCGAGGCCCUCAUCGCCCAGGCCAAGGCUGCCGUCGAGGGUGCCGACGCUGCCCUCAUCGCCGCCAACGCCGACACCGAGGUCCCCGUCAACCUCGGCCCCGACAGGAAGGUCAACAUGGCCGCCAAGGGCUACGCCGAGGGCUACACCCUGCCCAACGUCUACUUCCACCUCAUGACCACGUACAGCAUUGCCAGGUCCAAGGGUGUCCCUCUCGGAAAGAUGGAUUACCUCGUCCCCUUCAUCGGCAAGUGGGUUGGCAUGUAA